ACUAUGUUAUAGCCGUCAUAAAUAGCAUCUUACUCUAGUCUAGCUGCUUGCCAGAACAGAACCAAAUAGGAUUCUGCGAGGGCUUCUCAUUAGUAGUGACUUGUUCAGAUAUAUAUAUAUUUAUAUUUAUACCCACCCACAAGAAUUUCGAAUCGCAUUUCGCCUGCUUCAGCUCUUCCUCACAAAUGUUUGCAACUAAUUAAUUCAUACAUCACCGACUUCUUCUACUCACCCCUCCCCAUCCGAGUUAGCUUCGGUCUGGUUGGAUUUUUAGGGUUUGUGACCAUCUCUUGUGACUUUUAAUGUAAUAGUCUCUGCUAGAUUUCACAAAAUGAUUACAGCCCGGAUGAAUGGAUUCCCUUUUUACGUCGAAUAAUCGUCAACUUCUAGAAAUAUCUACGAACAGUAUUCUUUCGAACUUAACUCAGAGCGAGAGAGAUAAACGAACGAGAUCUCUCUCUCUCUCUCUCUCUCUCUCUCUCUCUCCUCUGAAUAAUAUCAACAAUAAUAAAAGAACGAAGGAGGAUCGCUAAACAUGUCAUUGACAAUCAAGGCAUAUAUCCUUUCAGGUCGAUCUAAGACUGAUUCCGUUGAGAUACGAAGGUUCAAUGUAUCGGACAAUACUGUCAGGAACUACCACCAACUUGAGGAUAAAGUAUAUGAAGUGUUUCCUAGUUUGAACCGAACUGGAAUCAAUUUACACUGGAAAGAUAAUGAUGGUGACUUGAUUCAUUUCACAUCAGAUGAGGAACUUGCUGAAGCCCUGAGAACUGCUGUAGAUGGAGUUCUUAAAGUCUUCAUCCAAGAAAAGUCCAAAAGUCAAGGAGAACUUCAUCCAGGAGUCAUAUGUAACAAGUGCGGCAAACAGGUUCGCGGAAACCGUUACAAGUGUUUAAUAUGUCAAGAAUAUGAACUGUGUGAAGAUUGUGAAAAUCUAAGAGUUCAUCUGGAACAUGCAGUCAUCAGAAUUCCAUCUCCAAGCACUCUUUGGAUGCCACUGGUAACGGUUUCCAGUAAUCCAGUAUCACCAGCUGUGAAAAAUAAAUCUGUAGACUUCAACCAAUCCACCAGGUGUAAUGCUACUCCUUUUGAUAUCCAUGAAUACCAGCCACCACUUCAAUCACGUCCAGGUUUUGCUGCGGCAAUGUGUGACCCCUUCAUGCAUGACUGGUCCUUACUCUCAGACUCUGCUCACGCUAGUUCUUUGAGUCCUGGCAGUGGAGUUUCUAGAAUUAUUGAUUCUAUUACACAUGAUGAAAAUAUACCUCGAUCAGGUGGAACGCAUCAGCUGCCAAAGAAACCCAUGUCUAGAAGUCUCUUUGACUUUGAUGAUGAUGAUGAUGAUGUUGGAGAGUUACCAAAAGAGUCAACACCUGAGGCGAAACCAAACAAACCUGAAGGGAAACCAUUAGAAAGCAUUGGUCCAAAAGAUAAGAAGCUUGAUGAGAAACCCUUACCAAUCGCCAAACCAAAACCAAAACAAGCUGUAACUGUUGAACUACCAUCAAGUAUUUCUGGUAAUUCCACCCUAGGAUCUCAUUCACCUCCAAAGUCAAGCCAAGUGAUAACAGAAGCGAAGCCAUCUCCUUCAGCCACUUCCAUGGAUUUUCCUGAAAGUCUAGAAAGUUCUUACUCACAGCCUCAGCAUGCUUCUAAAUAUGCAGAUUCCUUAAACAAAUCAAGAGAAGAAAGUCACUCAGCAGCAGCUGUUAGUAACAUAGGUGGUGCUGAAGCUGAUGUGUCACUUGACAGCUUAACAUUGACCAAUCAGGCUACAGCCAUUACACAAGAGGAUCCUGAGAAAACCGAUGCAACUACAAAUGACAGUUCUGAAGACACACCACUUUCUAAUAGUAAUGGUAAUACUACAGCUGAUACUACUACCAACAAUAACUCUACAGAGGAGGGUGAAGUUGCUUUGAGAGAAGAGAACAGAAGCAAUGAGAUAACAUCAAAUAAUUCAGAAGACAAUGAGACCACGACAGAAACAACUGCAGAGCAACGAAGAAACGGAUCCUCACCAACGGUUGACUACAAUUUGUAUUACCCUAAAAUUCGCCGGUAUGCAGAGGCACUGGAUAACUUGCUGAGUAUGGGCUUCACCAAUGAAGGUGGCUGGCUCUCGUUACUGGUUGAGGAGAAACGAGGAGACAUCAUCCGUGUCCUGGAUUUCAUUGAAAACAACAUCCAAAAAUGUAAAGAAAAUGAGCAAGCCAAAACAAGGCGCUGAGAAGAUUUACAUCAUAAGCCAAAGACUAAAGUCUAUCAACAAUAGCACUUCCUCCCACAAACACAAUUAAAACAACUAAUUAUUUUUACCUUUGAAUUAUUAAAACAUAAAAGAAAGAAAAAUACUUAUUUUGAAA
Octopus sinensis (East Asian common octopus) is the source of this 2366-nucleotide messenger RNA. Its product is annotated as sequestosome-1. The coding region runs from base 536 to 2230 and encodes 564 amino acids. Gene Ontology annotation, molecular function: K63-linked polyubiquitin modification-dependent protein binding; protein kinase C binding; zinc ion binding. NCBI's taxonomy places the organism in Eukaryota, Metazoa, Mollusca, Cephalopoda, Octopoda, Octopodidae. The transcript has 7 exons. Gene Ontology annotation, cellular component: amphisome; aggresome. Gene Ontology annotation, biological process: mitophagy; endosome organization; aggrephagy. The record is from RefSeq and is a predicted model, not a curated record.